Messenger RNA from Spea bombifrons (plains spadefoot toad), 688 nucleotides. It is a transcript of the gene DNAJC19, whose product is annotated as DnaJ heat shock protein family (Hsp40) member C19. Gene Ontology annotation, biological process: protein import into mitochondrial matrix. Gene Ontology annotation, molecular function: ATPase activator activity. The transcript has 6 exons. Lineage: Eukaryota; Metazoa; Chordata; Amphibia; Anura; Pelobatidae. The record is from RefSeq and is a predicted model, not a curated record. Gene Ontology annotation, cellular component: PAM complex, Tim23 associated import motor. The coding region runs from base 295 to 642 and encodes 115 amino acids.
CUCCAUCAUAACUUUGUUCGAAUUAGGAACAAUAAAGCUAUUACAAAAAAAAACCUCACACCGCUCCCCCUGUGGUGGGGAAUCAACCAAUCGCUUGGAGAGGCUAGACACGCUGCCCCUCGCGGUGGGCGUGGCCUCGCACCUGUGUGCUGUGCCCAGUGUGCCGGAAGUGACCUUCCCCUAGCAGUGGGGUCACAUAACACUCACCCCACGCGCGUGGGUUCUGGGCUUUCAUGCAAUGCGGUGCUUAGUGUAGGAGCAGCUCCGUGUCCUACACCAAACGGGUUAAAAACCAUGGCUAGUACCAUGAUAGCUGCCGGCCUGACCAUAGCCGUUGCGGGAUUUGCAGGGCGUUAUGCUUUUCAGGCCUUCAAACAUAUGGAGCCCCAGGUGAAGCAAGCUCUUCAGACUCUGCCCAAGUCGGCAUUCAGCGGUUAUUACAAAGGAGGAUUUGAGCCCAAAAUGACCAAAAGAGAAGCCGCGUUAGUCUUGGGCGUCAGUCCGACAGCCAAUAAAGCGAAGAUCCGAGAAGCCCACCGACGCAUUAUGUUGUUGAAUCACCCGGAUAAAGGUGGAUCUCCGUACUUAGCAGCCAAGAUUAACGAAGCCAAGGAUUUCCUGGAAACUCAGUCCCGGAAAUAAUACUAAUUACCCAAAGACGGGGCGACAAUAAAAUCACGUGACUCAC